This is a messenger RNA of Aphis gossypii (cotton aphid), 579 nucleotides long. Its product is annotated as zinc finger BED domain-containing protein 5-like. NCBI's taxonomy places the organism in Eukaryota, Metazoa, Arthropoda, Insecta, Hemiptera, Aphididae. The coding region runs from base 1 to 579 and encodes 192 amino acids. The record is from RefSeq and is a predicted model, not a curated record. The transcript is spliced from 2 exons.
AUGGAUCAAUGGUUAAAAACUGGUACAAUAAAAAAACUAGACCAAGUUGGAGAAAAUAUUCAUUUAAGAAGUACUUCUCAAAACUUAGCUAAAGAUGUGGUACAACAUACAGAAAAUGCACAGUCUUCAGUUCUUCAAAAAUGUAAAAAGAGAAAAUACAAUGAUGAAUAUGUAAAAUAUGGAUUUUCAUAUGUAGGAGAAUUUGACUAUCCUAAACCUAAGUGUAUUGUGUGUGGUGAAGUAUUGUCAAAUAGCUGCAUGAAACCUUCUCUGCUCUUAAGACAUUUAGAAACAAAACAUGCCGAUUAUAAAAAUAAAGAAUUUAAUUUUUUUAAACGUUUAGCUAUAAAUAAUGAGAAUACUUCGAUUUUAACAUCAUACAUAAAGCCAGCUAAUAAAGAUAACCAAAACGCGAUUAAUACACCCGUAAGUGGUUUUGAUGCCUCAAUCUCCAAUUGCACAUCUACUGAUGAGGCUGUACUUGAAUCACUCUAUUUUGAAGUAUCGAUAACUACUAUGGGGGCAUUUUCUAGGAAAUUUGAAGGACUCAACAGUGAAUUGCGUAUUCUUUUUUCUUAG